This is a messenger RNA of Oryza brachyantha (malo sina), 1553 nucleotides long. Its product is annotated as protochlorophyllide reductase B, chloroplastic. NCBI's taxonomy places the organism in Eukaryota, Viridiplantae, Streptophyta, Magnoliopsida, Poales, Poaceae. The transcript is spliced from 4 exons. The coding region runs from base 88 to 1272 and encodes 394 amino acids. The record is from RefSeq and is a predicted model, not a curated record. Gene Ontology annotation, molecular function: protochlorophyllide reductase activity.
AACUUCCUCUCGCUCGCUCGCUCGCUCACUUCGCAGCAGCAGAAGCAGCGGAUUUUUUUUUUCCUUCUCGUUUUGCUUCGGAAUCCGAUGGCUCUCCAGGCGGCCACCUCCUUCCUCCCCUGCGCGCUCUCCGCCCGCAAGGAGGGCGCGGUGAAGGACUCGGCGUUCUUGGGCGUUCGUCUCGCCGAUGGGCUCAAGCUGGAAACCAGUGCUCUCGGCCUGCGCACCAAGAGGGUGAGCACGUCGGUGGCCAUCCGCGCGCAGACGGCGGCGGUGUCCUCCCCGUCGGUGACGCCGGCGUCGCCGUCGGGCAAGCAGACGCUGCGCAAGGGCACGGCGAUCAUCACCGGGGCGUCGUCCGGGCUGGGCCUGGCGACGGCGAAGGCGCUCGCCGAGACGGGCAGGUGGCACGUCAUCAUGGCCUGCCGCGACUACCUCAAGGCGUCACUCGCCGCCAAGAACGCCGGCAUGGAGAAGGGCAGCUACACCAUCGUCCACCUCGACCUGGCCUCCCUCGACAGCGUCCGGCAGUUCGUCCGGAACGUCCGGCAGCUGGAGAUGCCCGUCGACGUCGUGGUCUGCAACGCCGCCGUGUACCGGCCCACCGCCAAGGAGCCCUCCUUCACCGCCGACGGCUUCGAGAUGAGCGUCGGCGUCAACCACCUCGGCCACUUCCUCCUCGCCCGCGAGCUCCUCAGCGACCUCACCUCCUCCGACUACCCCUCCAAGCGCCUCAUCAUCGUCGGCUCCAUCACCGGGAACACGAACACGCUGGCGGGGAACGUGCCGCCGAAGGCGAACCUGGGGGACCUGCGGGGGCUGGCGGCGGGGCUGAACGGCGUGGGCACGUCGGCGAUGAUCGACGGCGGCGAGUUCGACGGCGCCAAGGCCUACAAGGACAGCAAGGUGUGCAACAUGCUGACGAUGCAGGAGUUCCACCGGCGGCACCACGAGGCCACCGGCGUGACCUUCGCCUCCCUCUACCCGGGCUGCAUCGCCACCACCGGCCUCUUCCGCGAGCACGUCCCGCUCUUCCGCCUCCUCUUCCCGCCCUUCCAGAAGUACGUCACCAAGGGCUACGUCUCCGAGGAGGAGGCCGGCAAGCGCCUCGCCCAGGUCGUCGGCGACCCCAGCCUCACCAAGUCCGGCGUCUACUGGAGCUGGAACAAGAACUCCGCCUCCUUCGAGAACCAGCUCUCCGAGGAGGCCUCCGACCCGGAGAAGGCCAGGAAGGUCUGGGAGCUCAGCGAGAAGCUCGUCGGCUUGGCCUGACCGUCCAUGGCCGCCGCCCGUCUCUAGCUCAGCUCAGCUCAGCUCGGCUCAGUGGAAAGAAUACUGUAGGACACAUUUUCUCACGAACUGGUAGCUCUUGAUGUGAAGUGAAGUGAGUGUACAAUAUGAUGCACAGAUGCAGAGUGAGUUGUUUGUUUCGGUGGAUUUGAACCUGUUCAGAGGUGAAGGGGCAUGGGAUUUGUAAGAUGUAACUCUAGUGGUUUUUUGGGAUUACUUUGGUAAUAAUAAGAGCUCUGGGGUAACACGAAAACUACAAAUAA